Molecule: messenger RNA, 1164 nt
Organism: Acanthosepion pharaonis
Lineage: Eukaryota; Metazoa; Mollusca; Cephalopoda; Sepiida; Sepiidae
Source: the annotation of a GenBank genome assembly
AUGGAGGACGGAAACAAGUCUUCCUGCUCAUUUUUCAGGUUUGUCUCCUUAAUAGAGGACGGAGACGAUUCUUUCUUGUCAUUUUGCAGAUCUGCCCCCUUAAUAGAAGACGGAGACAAUUCUUUCUUUUCAUCUCUCAGAUCUGUCCCCUUAAUGGAAGGAGACAAUUCUUUCUUUUUAUCUUUUUGCUUUCUCCCCUUAAUGGAAGACGGAGAGGAUUCUUUCAUCUCAUCUUUCACGUUUGUCUCCUUAAUGGACGAGGGAGACAAUUCUUUUUUCUUAUCUUUUAGUUUUGUCUCCUUAAUGGAAGACGGAGACGAUUCUUUCUUUUUAUCUUUUAGGUUUGUCUCCUUACUGGAGGACGGAGACGAGUCUUUCUUCUUAUCUUUCAGUUUUGUCCCCUUAAUGGAAGACGGAGACGAUUCUUUGAUCUCAUCUUUCACGUUUGUCUCCUUAAUGGACGACGGAGACGAUUCUUUCUUCUUAUCUUUUAGUUUUGUCGCCUUAAUGGAAGACGGAGACGAUUCUUUCAUGACAUUUUUCAGAUCUGUCCCCUUAAUAGAGGACGGAGACAAAUCUUUCUUCCUAUCUUUCAGGUUUGUCUCCUUAAUAGAAGACGGAGACGAUUCUUUCUUCUCAUCUUUCAGAUUUGUCCCCUUUAUGGAGGAGGGAGACGAUUCUUUCUUCUCAUCUUUCAGAUUUGUCCCCUUUAUUGAGGAGGGAGACGAUUCUUUCUUCUCAUCUUUCAGAUUUGUCUCCUUAAUGGAGGAUGGAGACAAUUCUUUCUUCUCAUCUUUCAGAUUUGUCUCCUUAAUGGAGGAGGGAGACAAUUCUUUCUUCUUAUCUUUCUGCUUUCUUCCCUUAAUGGACGACGGAGAGGAUUCUUUCUUUUUAUCUUUCAGGUUUGUCUCCUUUGUGGAGGGCGGAGACGAGUCUUUCUUCUUAUCUUUCAGGUUUGUCUCCUUUGUGGAAGAUGGAGACGAUUCUUUCUUCUCAUCUCUCAGAUUUGUCGCCUUAAUGGAGGAGGGAGACGAUUCUUUCUUCUUAGCUUUCAGGUUUGUCUCCUUAAUGGAGGAGGGAGACGAUUCUUUCGUCUUGUCUUUCAGAUUUAUUUUCUCAAUGGACGAUGGUUCUUUCGCCCCACCUGUCUCCUCUUUCUCAUGA